Mercenaria mercenaria is the source of this 2342-nucleotide messenger RNA. RefSeq lists its product as uncharacterized. Bases 176 to 1045 code for a protein of 289 amino acids. The record is from RefSeq and is a predicted model, not a curated record. The transcript has 7 exons. NCBI's taxonomy places the organism in Eukaryota, Metazoa, Mollusca, Bivalvia, Venerida, Veneridae.
AGCGUCAUUUGCCCCUUAAUGUAAACUUUAUGACCUACAUUUAUCAAAAGGUGUAUUCUUCUACUGGAUUAUAAUGUAUGGAUUUACUGUAUUGAGAAAUUGUCAACUGACUGUACCUUCUUUAUGACUUGAUAGAUGAUAUGGCAUUCAUGUCAAGAUACACAAACUGUAAUGUAUGGAGAGUGCAUCAGUCAUGAAGUGGAUAAUACUUUCUAUUUUACUUGAUGCAUUCAAACUGAUCAGCACACAAAAAGACACACAUUUGACUAUUACUGACAGGCAGUGCGGUAAAACAUACAAAAUGGCAUGGUACAAAUCUGCAUACUUGGAGUAUCAUGGAUCCGACUUGUUGGAACACAACCCAUGUUCUGUGGAAUUUGAAAAUGAAGAAUCAACAGAUAAAUUUAUUUGUAUUUCUACUCAACAAAUUUCGAUUGACUGUGAAACAAAAGUCGAAUUUCAUCACUACUUUAUAAAACGCUACAACCAACCAGAGCGAAAGAUACUGUGUCACAAUGCAACAUUAGAUGAAUGGUGUGGUGACGCGUUCCCCGCCAAUGUAUUCGUUGUAAUAAAAAAACCCAAAAGGCAUACAUCAGACAUUAUCAAACUGCGUGUAUACAGGAAGGAAUUACCUGGCGACUUUUGGGAUUCAAGUGUGAACAUCGCUGUCGUAACUAGUCUUCCAGCCGUGAUUGUUCUUGUCACGGUUGUUAUCAUUUCUUGCUGCUACUAUCAUAGGAAAUCACGGGUUGCAAGAGCCAUGAGGGUACAAUAUCAGACAACAGCAGGUGCUGUCACAGUUCAGACAGGUCAAGGAUACACGACUUCAUCGCAACCGGUAUCUAGUUACCAGCCAAUACCACAGGAAGCUGGAUCCCAGCAACUGCCAGCCGGUUAUCAUAUACAUACAAUGCAGAUAGCAGCUCCAGUAAAUCAGGGUACCAGUCAAGCUGGCAGUAACCAACCUCUUGUGGCGCCGUCAGCACCGUCGAUGGAGCCAGAUGAAGCUCCCCCUCCGUCUUAUGACAGCCUGUGGUCUUAGAAUAAUGAUAAUCUGUAUCAGGAACAAAUGAGGCUACUAUAAAGUUAUGUGAACGAUGAAGCGCUUUGAAAAUGCACUGUUUUGAAGUUCUGCCAAAACUUAACUGGGAAAUUUUUAAUGAAAUGUUAGAUUAAAAAUUUGGACCUUGAGUUCGAUUUCUAAAGUAUAAUUUUGAAAUGAUUCAGGCGUAAACAAACAUUGGAUGAUUUAGUGAUAAAAUCGUUUGUUCCGAUCUGCGAUGAUGUCUUUGCAAUAAUUAUGUAAAUUAAAAAGUUUACAACCGACGAAUUGAAAAUACAGAAAGCUGCAUUUUACAAAGACGUGAUUUUACAAUGCAUUUUGUGCCUUAUCCUGUUCUUCUUUUUGAAAUUGUACGCAAUUGGGGGUGAUUUAUUGUGCUUGGCCCUCCUGUAGAAUUUAAUUAAAUCAAAACCUAUAGUUCAUAUUGGAAUUAUUCAAAGUUAUGUUAGAUUUGCGUUUGUGAAGUCUUGCGGUGUAGUGUUGCAAAUAUGUAGAAGAUUUGAAACUAGGUACCAUGGGGGCGUAUAAUAUGCACAAAAAGGACAUGUUUGUAAACAGUCACCAUGCUUUGACUCGGUUUUGUUACAUGUUCUGGUCAUUUAGGAUCAUUAUACUAUUAUAAUAGAAUUUCAUUCAAGGCGGUGCUAGCGGGCGUGAAUGGUGUUGCACAUUGCAUUGCCUCUCAUAAACAGACUACACCAAUCCGAGUCUACUAUGCUGUUCGGCUCUAUGCUUCCAAAGGGUCUGUUCACAGAUUGCAUUGAUAUGCAUAUAGUCAUUUGGAGUAAAACCAGUAAGGUAAUAUUGGCCUAUACAAUGUGUUCGAAACAAAAAGCACAAAGAUUUGAUAGGAACAGUCCCGUACCAAACAGUCACACCCUAACCCCUAUGAGAGUGAAUGUACACCCUAACCACUAUGGGAGUGAAUGUACACUCUAACCCCUAUGAGAGUGAAUGUACACUCUAACCCCUAUGGGAGGACCUUGAGUUCAAUUUCUAAAGUAUAAUUUUGAAAUGAUUCAGGCGUAGACAAACAUUGGAUGAUUUAGUGAUAAAAUCGUUUGUUCCGAUCUGCGAUGAUGUCUUUGCAAUAAUUAUGUAAAUUAAAAAGUUUACAACCGACGAAUUGAAAAUACAGAAAGCUGCAUUUUACAAAGACGUGAUUUUACAAUGCAUUUUGUGCCUUAUCCUGUUCUUCUUUUUGAAAUUGUACGCAAUUGGGGGUGAUUUAUUGUGCUUGGCCCUCCUGUAGAAUUUAAUUAAAUCAAAACCUAUA